AAUUUUAUUAAAUAAAAAAUCGAAUAUAAUCCGAAUAUGUUUGGUGAUUGGUAUCCUAACCACAGGCAUCAACGCUUACUAUUGGCCAUGUGAGGGAGAUGCCGAUUGCACAGCAACCGAUUCCAAUUGUAAUCCCAUUAAUGGCCAAUGCGAAUGUAAUGACCCGACUCACGUAUUCUCCAGUGACUUUACAAAAUGUCUGAAGACGUCACUGUAUGGUGACGAAUGUGAAGACAGCGUUCAAUGCAAUCUUAUGCCAGCGGGAGCCUAUUGUAAGUCGGGGGUCUGUGCUUGUGCCGAUGAUGAAACCUAUGUGCACGGUCGCUGUCGUCCAUUGAAUGGUCUCAAUUCGUAUUGUGACAGUGAUUUGGAUUGUUAUUUUGGUUACGAUCGUAAUUCGGUCCAAUGUCAAAAUAAUGUGUGUACCUGUGCCAAUGGAUAUUAUCAGAGACAUGGCAAUAUAUGCCGACGUAAAUCAAUGGACAUUGAUGAUGCUUGUGUCGUCGCAGCCGAUUGUCAGGACUUAGGUCCAAAUGUUAAAUGUGUCAAUUUGAAAUGUCAAUAUGUGGAUGAAAUUCAAACGGACAAUGCAAAAACGGCAACAAAACUGAAAACCCUCAACAACAACAACAACGACAAGCUAAAUAAUAACAAUAAUAACGGCAACAAUAAUAUCCACAACAACAACAUCAACAAUAAUAUUAUAUCCGCAGCAUCGACAACAACAACGACGACAAAAAGACAAACUUCCACAUCCGCAUCUGAAACCACAUCGAAUCUCUCGAAAUCAUCGCCCAGUAACGACAGCGCUUUAGAUAAACAAUCGAAAUUGGUAAACGGCAACAUCGAUUUUCGUAGUAUUAGCGAUACCGAUUCCGAGGGUAUACUGAGCGAACCCGAACCGGAGGACGAGCAGGUUGUGCAUGCUGAAACGCCAAAACAUCAGCAGAGGGAAAUUGCAACGGAAAUCGAUUUUGAACCAUCGGUAUAUGUAGGGAAACAACAACAAGAACAACAACAGCCCCAUCGUUCCCGUGAAAUUGCCGUCCAAACUAGCAUCGAUACAUUCGAGUUGAAAUUUCUAGCACCGCGUACAAAAAAUGUUGGCACCGUCACCACAGCCUCGACAAGUUCCAGCAGCCGCCGACCCUCGAAACAGCGACGCCGCCCAACCGUAUUUCGUUUUGAUGAUGAUGAAAAAACUUUUUCAACUGUGUCGAACACUGAUGACGAUAUUGAGAAUCGAAAUUUUGGUAGCUCUUGCACAGAAAACGGCAAAUCCUGCUCUGGACUUCCCCAUUCCAUUUGUUCCAGUGGUGUGUGCCUCUGCAAGCCAGGCUAUUAUCACAAAAAUGGAAAAUGUUUUGCUGAACUGGGUGAGAUAGCGGAAAGUACCGACGAGUGUGAACAUGAAUUCGAUUCGUUAUCCAAAAAAUGUAAUUGCCAAAAGAAUUUCUUUUUCGAGAGGAAUCUCAGAGCAUGUCGUAAACCUAUCCAAUAUCAUCUAUCCUGUACAUCGAAUAGCCAAUGUAGUCCAUUUGGUGCUGCCUAUUGCCGACCCGAUAUUCCUAGACGUUGCACCUGUGAGGAAUAUGCUGCAUAUGAUGCCCUGCUCGAAAUGUGUGUCUACAAACAGGGUUUGGGUUCGGAAUGUGAUUCGAAUGAUGCCUGUCCCAUAGAACAUACCGUGUGCGCAAAUCGUCGUUGUGUCUGUAAAGAUGGUUUCAUGCAAAAAGAUAAUCAAUGUGUACCAGGCCUUGGCGCCGAUUGCAUGGAUGACGAUGAAUGUGGUAAUAUUACAAAUGCCCAAUGUGCGGCGACAACAACUUCCAGUAACGGUGCCGAAGAACAACGAAAAUCGUGUCAGUGUCGCAAAGGUUUUGUCCAUUUCAAGGAUGAAUGCCUCAAGGAAGCUGAGGAAAUUGAAGAUGAAUGUGAAGACACCGAUCAGUGUAAACCCCUAUUGGCCACCUGUAUAAAUCGUAAAUGUUCCUGCACCGAUGAACAACAUUUCCAACAUGGUCGUUGUGAAGCCAAAAAAGGUAAGCCGUUGGAGAAUUUUAGGGGAAUUCGAGGAGUAUGGACUACUACAAGGAUGUGUCAAUGUAAAAUCGGUUUUCAGAGUGAUGCUGAACAAAAAGUUUGUUAUCGCGUUGCGCCCAGUAAGAAAAAUUCUUCCGGUAGGCCAAGUGCUCUUAAAAUUAUCACAUUCUUGUUAAUUGGAUCAGCGUUUUUAAUAACCAGUGCCGCUAUAAAACAAGCCUAUUAUUAAGUAACAAUUAAUUU
Musca vetustissima is the source of this 2286-nucleotide messenger RNA. RefSeq lists its product as uncharacterized. The transcript is spliced from 10 exons. Bases 254 to 2272 code for a protein of 672 amino acids. The record is from RefSeq and is a predicted model, not a curated record. NCBI's taxonomy places the organism in Eukaryota, Metazoa, Arthropoda, Insecta, Diptera, Muscidae.